This is a messenger RNA of Uloborus diversus, 2419 nucleotides long. Its product is annotated as sodium-dependent serotonin transporter-like. Gene Ontology annotation, biological process: serotonin uptake; sodium ion transmembrane transport. The record is from RefSeq and is a predicted model, not a curated record. Bases 19 to 1590 code for a protein of 523 amino acids. Lineage: Eukaryota; Metazoa; Arthropoda; Arachnida; Araneae; Uloboridae. The transcript is spliced from 12 exons. Gene Ontology annotation, cellular component: membrane; neuron projection. Gene Ontology annotation, molecular function: serotonin:sodium:chloride symporter activity; serotonin binding.
CUUAUUCCUUACGUGACGAUGCUCCUAUUAGGAGGGUUGCCUCUCUUCUAUUUAGAAUUAGCUCUAGGACAGUACUACAAAAGUGGAUGCAUUACUCUUUGGGAUAAAUUAUGUCCAAUCAUCAAAGGUCUUGGAUAUUCAAUUUGUGUUAUCGAUGUGUAUAUGGGCAUGUACUACAACACGAUAAUUGCUUGGGCCUUCUAUUACUUGGUGGCUUCACUAACGAGUGGCGAGCUGCCAUGGACUCGAUGCGACAACCCCUGGAACACCCCCCACUGCCGGACACUUGAAGAGAGGAGCUUGUUAGCUGCUUCUGCGAACGACACGAACGAGACUCGAAGCCCCGCUCAAGAGUAUUUCGAACGCAGAGUACUGGAACUUCACAAGUCAAGCGGCAUUGAUGACUUGGGACCACUGAAAUGGAGUCUCGCUUUGUGCUUGGCCGCCGUUUUUCUGCUCGUCUACUUUUCACUUUGGAAAGGAGUAAAAAGUUCAGGAAAAGUGGUUUGGUUCACAGCUACUCUUCCGUACGUAGUGUUACUUGUUCUGCUUUGCCGGGGCGUGACUCUUGAGGGCUCAAUGGAUGGCAUCCGGUAUUACCUCUCCCCAGAUUGGGAUAAACUUUGGGUCACAGAUGUAUGGAUAGAUGCCGCCACCCAAAUCUUCUUUUCUUUAGGACCAGGAUUUGGAACGUUAUUGGCAUUUUCCAGUUACAAUAAAUUUCACAAUAACUGUUACAGAGAUGCUCUUUUUACAAGCACAGUGAACUGUCUGACAAGUUUUCUAGCAGGCUUCGUUAUUUUCUCUGUACUGGGAUACAUGGCGCACAUGCUUAAGAAGGACAUCUCCAAUGUGGCCACUGAUGGACAAGGUCUUGUGUUCGUCGUAUAUCCCGAAGCAGUUGCUACCAUGACAGGAUCUGUCUUCUGGAGCAUUCUGUUCUUUCUCAUGCUAAUCACUUUGGGUCUUGACAGCACAUUUGGCGGCUUGGAAGCAAUGAUCACGGGUCUUUGCGACCAGUUUCCAAGGCAUUUGCGGAAGAACAGAGAAGCAUUUGUGGCUGUUGUAGUAAUUGCCAUCUACCUGGGAGCUCUACCUACUUGCACCUAUGGUGGAUACUAUGUCGUCAAUUUAUUAGACUCCUAUGGCACAUCUAUGUCCCUUCUAUUCGUGGUGUUUGUGGAAGCAGCCGCUGUUUGUUGGAUCUAUGGUGCUGACAAAUUCUCUGGGCAGAUUGGUGAGAUGCUUGGCUCACGACCGGGAAUUUUCUGGAGGGUUUGCUGGAAAUACAUCAGCCCUGUGUUCAUAUUGGUGAUUUUUGUGUUUGCGCUUGUGGGCUAUAAGGAUCUUAAACUGGAGACCUAUGAAUACCCACAAUGGUCAAUAGCCUUGGGGUGGACUCUCACCACCUCUUCUAUUGCUUGUAUCCCAGCCUACAUCGCCUACUACCUCUUAACCCAACCAGGAACCUUCCUCGAACGUUUGAUUCGAGGCGUAAGUCCUGGACCUUCGAAUGUGUCCCAGAAACCUACGCCUAUCCCUGUGGAGCGAACGCCUCUGCAAGCCAAACUGAUUCCUAGGCAGGCCUGAGGAUGACAAGAUCGUGACGUGAUUGAAGCAAGAGAUAGAAGGCGACUUCACUGUCAUAUCUCAGAUAUAUCUGCAGGACUCUAAAACCAUUGCAGAAAAGAAAUUCAUAGUCAAAGUAUAUGUUUCGUUGUCGCUUCCUUCUAAAUAUAUUUUGUAAAACAUAUCUGAAGCACAAAUUAAACAACUGUUGAAUUAGAUAUAUUAUGCUAGGAAGGAUACAGUAUUGAACACAGUACUUUGAAUACAGUAAAAUUCCGAUUAUCCGUGGAUUUGGGUGCCAGAAGCGCCGCGGAUAAUGGGCAUCGCGGAUAAACCGCUAAAAUGCUAAAAUGAGAGACGAAUAAGGUAAAAAUUUGACUGCACAUACUUUAUACAAACAGUGAAAAUAUAUAUAGUACAGAAAAAUGUUUUGUAUUUUUGCAGAACAGAACUCAACAUUAAUUAAGAACAAGUGCAUGUGUGAUGAAAAAAGAGCAAAAAAUAAAAAAAGGAAAUAAAGAAAUUAAAAAAAAAAAAACUGAGUUCCUGAUUGUUGAUUGUCUUGUGGAUAAUCCGCUCUGUGGAUAAUCGGGAGUUUACUGUACCUUAAAAUGAAAUGUCGUUAUCUUUUGAGUGGUUUUUAAAAAAGUUAGCUUUGCCGAGGUUAAUGCAUAUUAGCGCCAUUCAAAGUCGAAUAUUUUGGAAUUCAACAUAUGAAAUGUUUUUAAAAAGUGAAAACAUAGUUUUACUUUCGCUAUUAUUUUUUUUUCUUCACAACUGCUUUUAUAAUUUAGACCUACAAUUAAUGUUUAUUGCAGAGAAGAACGCAUGAAUUUGUUUAAAAUUAAGU